GGGCGUGGCCCCCGGGAGCGGCGGCGGGCGGGGCUCAGCGCGGGCCUGACGCGCAUCAUGGCGGCGCGGCAGCUGCUGAGGGCGGCCCCGGGGCGGCGCGGCUAUAGCGGCGCGGGCGCCGCCGAGUUCCUGCACCGCAGCAUCGUGCCCACCAUGCACUACCAGAAGAGCCUGCCCAGACUGCCAGUUCCCAAGCUAGAAGAUACAAUUACGAGAUACCUGAAUGCCCAGAAACCGCUUUUAAAUGAUGACCAGUUCAGGAAAACUGAAGAACUUGCUCAUGCCUUUGAAAAGGGGAUUGGAAGAGAGCUGCAUGAGCAGCUGGUUGCUCAAGACAAUCAGAACAAGCAUACAAGUUACAUUACAGGUCCCUGGUUUGACAUGUACCUCAAAGCACGUGACCCUGUUGUUUUGAAUUUUAAUGCAUUUAUGUCUUUUAAUCCCGAUCCAAAAUCGGAAUACAACGAUCAGCUCAUACGAGCUACAAACAUGACUGUUUCUGCCAUACGUUUUAUGAAGACCUUCAGGGCUGGUUACUUGGAACCAGAGGUUUUUCACCUCAAUCCAGAAAAAAGUGACACUGAGAUCUUUAAAAAAAUAAUCCGAUUUGUGCCUUCUUCAAUUUCUUGGUUUGGUGCCUACAUGGUCAAUGCUUACCCCCUAGAUAUGUCUCAGUACUUCAGGCUUUUCAACUCUACACGGAUUCCUAAGCUCAACAAAGAUGAGCUUUAUACAGAUGAAAAUGCAAAACAUUUGUUAGUGUUGAGAAAUGGAAAUUUCUAUGUGUUUGAUGUUAUUGAUAGAGAUGGAAACAUGCUGAAACCCUCAGAAAUACAAGCACACUUGAAAUACAUCCUCAGUGACAACAGUCCGGCCCCGGCCUUCCCUCUUGGCUACCUCACCAGUGAAAACCGAGACACGUGGGCAUUGCUGAGGAAGAAUCUGCUGGAGAAUGGCAAUGAAGAAGCUCUUCAAAAAGUAGACUCUGCCAUGUUUUGUUUAAGUUUAGAUGAUUUUCCUGUUAAAGACCUUGUGCACUUGUCCCACACUAUGUUGCAUGGAGAUGCUGCAAACCGCUGGUACGACAAAUCCUUUAAUCUUAUCAUAACUAAGGAUGGCACUGCAGGAAUUAAUUUUGAACAUUCCUGGGGAGAUGGUGUGGCUGUGCUCAGGUUCCAGAAUGAGGUUUUCAAAGACAGCACCAAGACCCCGGCCGUCAGCCCCCAGUCCCAGCCUGCCUCAGUUGACUCCUCCAGAGCAGUGCAGAAACUUGACUUCAAGCUGAACGAUGCCUUAAAAGCGGGGAUUACCAAAGCCAAACAGAAGUUUGAUGCCACUGUAGAAUCGCUGUCCCUUAACAUGAUUCAGUUCCAGGAAGGGGGCAAGGAGCUGCUGAAGCAGAAGAAGGUGAGCCCGGACGCCGUGGCUCAGCUGGCCUUCCAGAUGGCGUUCCUCCGCCAGUACGACCAGACCGUGGCCACCUACGAGUCCUGCAGCACCGCAGCCUUCAAGCACGGCCGCACGGAAACCAUUCGCCCCGCCUCUGUGCACACAAAGAAAUGCUCCGAGGCCUUUGUCAAGGAGCUCUCCAAACACAGCACGGGGGAGCUGCAGAGUCUGAUAGUGGAGUGCUCCAAGUACCACGGCCGUUUGACCAAAGAGGCUGCUAUGGGCCAGGGCUUUGACCGGCAUCUCUUCAGCCUGCGCUGCCUGGCCUUGUCCAAGGGGGUGGCGCUGCCCGAGUUCUACCAGGACCAGGCCUACGCCCGCCUCAACCACAACAUCCUCUCCACCAGCACCCUGGUGAGCCCGGCCGUGCAGCUGGGCGGCUUCGGGCCCGUGGUGCCCGAUGGCUUUGGAUUGGGCUAUCAGGUGCAGGAUGACUGGAUAGGCUGUAGUGUGUCCUCUUACCCAGCCAGGAAUGGUGAGGAGUUCCUGCAGUGUAUAUACAAGUCAUUAGAAGAUAUCUUUAAUGUUUUAAAGGGCAAGAAAAUCAGUAGUUAGGUAUUAAGACAUUGGGACGUUUUGCAGUUGCAGAACAAGGUGCAGAUUAUGUCUAAUUGACAUAUUAAUCAGUGUUCUGCAUGGCUGAGAUUGGCCAGCUUAAUUGGGUUUGUGUAUCCUCACUGAACUUGGAUACUGUUAGAUUCUCUAGGAAAUUUGUAUCUAUUUUAAAGAAAUCAAUUACAGACUUUGAAUGCAUUUCAGGAAAUACAGACAUUAACUAUGUCAAAUUAACUAAUAGAUCGUGUGUUUUUAAAACACAUAAUCUAAAAUAAGUAUUUUUAUUGAGUUAAUGAACUUGGAACACCUGUUCCAUGAGUGUUUGGACAGACUAAAGUACUGUGAUACCACUCUUGAACUGUUUGGUUUUAAAAAAAAUACAUGCAAUAAUUUUAAACAUGAAGGAGUGGUUCCAUUUGCACUCUUGCAGUAAGCUUGCUUACUAACUUGUCACACUUAUCUCUUUAAACUUGAAUUAAUAUCAGAACUGAUUGUGCCUCAACUGCUUGAAGCCUUUCCCCUGUAACAGCUUUUAGAGACACAAAAAAUGAAGUGAGGGGCUUUAAGUAACCUGCAGCAACCAACUGGGUUGUUAAACUGACUGGAAAAGACUGUGUUUUAAUAAAGCUGUCUAUAAAUAACCACAAAGUCCUUUUAUUGCCAUAUCUAAAUCAUUCAGCAUGGUAGACCCUUUAUCAAUAGCUCAUGUUUCUUACAAAGGUUGGAAAGAAAACUGCUGCAAGGAUUCUGCACUCUGCCUGGUGUGUAGCCCUUGAAUUCCUGCCUUUUACCCUCUUGAUUUCCACUCUUUUUUUUUCUGGGAGGCCGAGUCUUUCUGUGGAGCUGAAUUGCCCAGUGGUGUUGGCUUCUGUGGUGCAGCUCAUGUCCCACUGGCCCAGAGGCUCAGAAACUACUUCCCUUUGCUCUUCCUUUGGGUAUCUCAAGCUUCCAGGUCCUCCCAGAGUCUUUUUAAUUUAGCACAGUAAGUGUAAGCAAUACCCUGUCCUGGAAGUAUGAAAUAAAAGUUCUAGCAGGGGAGAGGCUUUUCAUAUGUAAGCCUGAAGGCUUUGCUCCUGUAAUGUGCUGUUCUAGUGUGCAGCUGAAAAGCAGUAUUUUAAAACUGACUUUAAAACUUGGCAUGAUUUUUUUUUUUGUUCAUUUAAACAAAGAAAGGAAGGUGGUAAUUUGGGAAGAUGCAGGAAAUAACAUAUCAGGAAACAAUAAUCAAACCAAAAGUCUGAAUAAGAUUCACGAAAGGUUGGCUGGGCUUUUUUUUUUUUUUUUUUUUUUUUUUGCGGGGGGUGUUUGGUGUGGUUGUUUUGUUUUGUUUUGAAACAUGAGAACAGCUGGCAAGAUUGUGAGUGCACUCCCCAGGAGUACAAAGUCUGUCUUCAGCUAAAAAUGAGGUUUACUUAAUGACACGCUUGGAAAGAUAACUUGCUUUCCAGAGGAUUGUAACUGUGUAAAAAGCUUUGGUGUUCUCAGGAAACUCACCUCAGUCUUUACCUGAAGUGGCAGAAGGCUUCUUUAAGGUGUAGCUGUUCCCUGAACAGUGAACACAGUGCCUUCACUAAUGCUUGUAGCCAUUUCCUCAUGAUAGGAGUGGUGAGUGGGAAGACUUUAUUUGCUUAAGUUAGAGAAUCAAAUGUGGCUAAUUCCUGGUGACCAACUAUUAAAACCUUUAAG
Prinia subflava (tawny-flanked prinia) is the source of this 3690-nucleotide messenger RNA. It is a transcript of the gene CPT2, whose product is annotated as carnitine palmitoyltransferase 2. NCBI's taxonomy places the organism in Eukaryota, Metazoa, Chordata, Aves, Passeriformes, Cisticolidae. The transcript is spliced from 5 exons. Gene Ontology annotation, cellular component: mitochondrion. The record is from RefSeq and is a predicted model, not a curated record. The coding region runs from base 58 to 2004 and encodes 648 amino acids. Gene Ontology annotation, biological process: fatty acid beta-oxidation. Gene Ontology annotation, molecular function: carnitine O-palmitoyltransferase activity.